AUGCAGAGCUUUUUCGCAGCCCUCUGUCUUGGUAAGACUUUUUGAGAAAAUUGUAGUUUUUGCUGUUUGAAGAAAAAAACUAUUGUUUUUCAAAUUGAUAAGCUUCAGUUAGCCUCUCUACUUCUUUAUGUGAGCCUGACAAUCAGAAAAACUAAAACUGUGGUUAUUCUCCUCAAGGCUACCAUUUUUUGAACAAAAAAUCGUUCCUGGAAAAAUCAAAUUAAGACGUUUCAAAGAUACUCCCAUAAGAAUGAGUGGAAAUGAAGUCCUAUCUUUCAAACUGGUUCAAUUGAAUAAUUCCAGCGGCCGUUCUCGCCAUUGGCUCAGCUCAAUCCGACAGUUGUGAUGCCAGCUCUAUUCAGGUAGUUUUUCAAGCGAAAAUUCAAGUUCAAUGAAAACUUUCUCUCACGUGUGCCAAACGACAGGAGCCCGAUCAGAAUUUUUUAUCAGAGCCACUCGGUAUGAUAAGAAGAGAGAGAAGAAAAGAGAAGCUAGCCAAAUGUCUAACUGAUAAGCUUCCAUUUGACAAUAAAGCAUGCAAAUAAAAUAACUCGACUCGAAAUCAGAAAAAAUAAAUGAAACAUGCGAGAUGAAAAAUAACGCUUUGAAAUAUUUAAAAAAUGCAGAUUUUUUUUCUUUCAAAAGCUUCAAAAUUUCCUAGUCUGAACUAUUCAAUUUAGAUCUACUCAAUGUGCUUAGGAACGCCAGAUUGGUUUUUUAGGAGUAAAAUUCAAUCGGUCUCUAUAGGGGUUUAGAGUCUGACCCCUAAGUCCCUUGAGCUCAAGUGGUCUUUAUAGGGUUUUUAUCUUGCGUUUUAGUUUAAUCUGAAAAAUUAAACCUACAAAUGAACAUCUAAUUCAAUUUCCAUAGAGCAUUCAUCUCCAUAGAACCAAGAAAGUAGAUAGGAGAUAAUUAAAUUUGUCUAGGCCAUCACCAAAUGCUACCAAACAUACCUGUCCGGCUACAACUUCACAAUGACGGAUACACUUCCCGAGUACUGGUCGUUCCACAACCGCCGCGCUCAAUGGCUCAACGACUACGGCCUUCACGUUCAGCCGCAGAUUUGCCUGUGAGAACCCUUUUUUCCGAUGGUUAUCCAUGGAACUCACAUUCAGGCUCGGCAACACGCUCGUCAGCUGUCUGCAGCCGUACCAAUGCCUCGGUCCCAACGCCUACUUGCAGAUGAACGCCUUCAACCUCACCCAGGCUCAAGAUUACUACAUCGACCUCGCUGUCACGACCUACCAGUGCGGAGCUGGCUACAACAGUGAGCGAGGAUUUCUUUUUGGUUUGAGAUAACGAACUUUUUCAGUCGGUAACCAGGAGUUCUACUGCCUGGCGUUCUGCCGCGAACGUUACCAGAGCGACCUCGACGCCUGCUCCACGCAGAUGCAGAACACCAUUGCCCAAGGUGGCAACCCGUGCACGUUAGUCACUUUCCUUCAUUCUCAUCAACACUUAUCUUUUUUUCUAAUAAUUGGAUUUCAUUUUUUUUUCUCUCGAGAAAAGCACACUUUCGUUAGAAGCUAUGAUUUUCUGACUUUUUCAGAGCCACCCAACAAUUCCUCAACUGCCAAUCCAACAUCAUGAAAGGAUGCUGCGACUGGAACGCCGGCGUUUACAUUUGCAACGUUGAUCUUGUCGGUGGGUUAGGCCGGAAAAUGGUUUUCGAGUAUUUACCGCUUCAACAUAAUCUUGAACUACUGUAUAAAAUGACCAAAACUUUUCUCGAAGUCCCACAAAAUCAUUACUUAGUACAUUUGGAAUUUGCAGUUCAACGUACUUUUGGAUUUACUGAUUGACAUAAUUAUAUAGAAAUGAUAAUUAUAGAGUACUAUCUUCAAAGUUAUCGGAUCGCCUUAAAAGCCGUGACUUAUUUUUAAUGAACGUUCUAGAAAAAAAAAUCUCGAUCAGUCUAUAUAAAAGUUAAAGCCUUUCUUCACUAUAUACAUUUUUAGUAUUAGUAUCGAGACGAAAGCUUCUCUCAGAUUACACUUCUGCGCCUUUAAAAUUCCCAUGAAUCAAUUUUGAACAGGAAAAAAGAUAACAAAUCCAGGGAAAAUCAUAAAAUGGAAACAUUUCUUUCAAGCCUAGAAACACAUAAUACUCCCGAAUCAGAAGUUCUUUUUAUCACAAAACCGCUACUGGAUCCAGUUCUCAGAACUUGUUGGAUGUUACAGGAGUGAACGCCGUGUCGCCGCAAUGCUCCAACGCGGGACUUCUGUCGUGUCCGCCGCCGCGAACUCUGGCGGAAAUGGCGGCGAUCGCCCAGGCCGAAAUUCGCGCUGCUCGCCACGCAUAA
This is a messenger RNA of Caenorhabditis auriculariae, 2302 nucleotides long. Lineage: Eukaryota; Metazoa; Nematoda; Chromadorea; Rhabditida; Rhabditidae. The record is from the annotation of a GenBank genome assembly.